AUGAGUUAUCCAAACCAACAACAAGAACAAAGUGGUUAUCCACAACAACAACAACAGGGUUAUCCACAACAAAAUCAGGGUGGUUAUCCACAACAACAACAACAACAACAUCAAAGGGGUGGAUAUCCACAACAAGGAUACCCACAACAACCACAGGGUUAUCCACAACAAAAUCAAGGUGGAUAUCCACAACAACCACAAACACAACAAUAUAACCCAUAUAGUCAACAAACAUCACCACCUACAACUACAAAUUCAGCACCACCAACUACAAAUUCAGCACCAUUAAACCCAUCUGUACAACAAACAUCACCACCACAAUCAAUGACUAAUAAUACUGGAGUAUAUUCACAACCACCACCAACUAAUCAACAACAAUCACCAUCAAAAUCACAACCAAUCAAUAAUAAUAAUAUGGGAGGAUAUCCUCAACAAUCAUCACAAUCAUCACCACCACCAACAUCACAACAACAACAAUAUCAAGGUGGUUAUCCACAACAAACAGGUUAUUCUCAACAACCACAAACAAAUUCAUUAUCAUCACCAACCCAACCACCACCACCAAUCACAAAUAAUACAUCAGCACCACCACAACCAACAGGUUAUUCUCAACCACCACCAAUGACAAAUAAUACAGGUUAUCAACAAACUACAAAUACUUCACAACCACCAAUGAACAAUUAUCAACAAUACUCACCAAAUCAACCAAGCGGUGGUAAUAUGUAUCAACAACCACAAUCACAACAAUCACAACAACCACAACAACCACAACAAUAUCAAUAUAAUCAACAACCACCACAACAACCAUAUGGACAACAACAACAACAACAACAACAACAACAACAACAACAACAACAACAACAACAACAACCACCACAACAACCAUAUGGACAACAACCACAACAACAACAACAAUGGAAUAGUAAUCCAGUACCAGGUUUACAAAAUUUAUCACUUGGACCAAAUAACCAACAACCACAACAACAAUAUGGACAACCACAACAACAACAAUAUGGGCAACCACCAUUCGUUGGACAACAACAACAACAACAACAACAACCAUGGCAACCACAACAACCACAACAACAACCAAAUCAACAACAAAUUGAGGAUAAUAGAAUUAAUAUGUCAAAAGUGCCAAGCCCAACAGCAAUUUUAGAACAAUUUAAUAAUUAUAUUUAUAAGACCAAUUCAGAUGUGUCACCACCACCAUCAACAGUUCAACAAUUAGUGAUUGAUCAACAAAAUGCAUCACCAAAUUUCAUUCGUUCAACAUUGUAUACCAUUCCAGAGAAUGAGGAUACUCUUAAUCUAAUUCAUAUUCCAUUUGCAAUUCAUGUUCAACCAUUGGCAUACAAUGGUAUUUCAGGUGAGGUACCAGUGAUUCGUACACCAGGUGGACCAAUUCAAUGUAAACGUUGUCACAGUUAUAUCAAUCCAUUCAAUCCAUUCACCAAUGGUGGUAAAUAUUUUACUUGUCGUUUCUGUGAAUUUGAAAAUCAAGUACCACAAGAAUACUUUAGUGCCACGCUUCCAAAUGGUCAACGUACCGAUUACGAACAAAGACCUGAACUUCAAAGGGGUUCCUACGAUUUCAUAAAGACUGAAGCAAAUGCAGCUCAAGUACCGGGUUAUGUUUUCGUGAUUGAAAUUUCACAAGUUACCAUCAAUAGUGGUAUCGUCGAGAAUGUAAUCAAUGCCAUCAGAAGAAUUCUCAAUGAAAGAUAUGAUAGUAUACCAGCCAAAGUUGGUAUCAUCACCUACGAUACAGAGGUUCACUUUUGGUCAUUCAAACCAACCUAUGCCUAUCCACAAAUGAAAGUAUUGACAGCUGACAAUGUUUUCGUACCAGUUAAUGACGGUUUCCUCGUGGAUUAUCGUGAGUCUAAACAAUUGAUGGAUUUCUUUUUCGAUAAUUUCAAAACCUUCUUCAAACGUCCACAACCAUCGAAUCAACCAUUUGCAUUUGGUGCCGCUGUUCAAGCCGCUGCAAUGUCAUUGGAAAAGAUUGGUGGUAGAGUUUUCACAUUCAAUACUACCCUUCCAAAAGGUUCACCUGGUGCUAUCGCUAAACGUGUCGAAAAAUCAAUUCAACCAUCACCAAACGGUUCACAAUUCUAUAAGACGGUAGCAACUGAAUGUGUUGCAAAGAAUGUUUCAGUGGAUCUCUUUGUAAUUCCAACAGAGAUUUGUGAUGUACCAUCCUAUGCUCAAUUGGCAACCGCUACUGGUGGUCAUAUCAAUCUCUACAAUAAUUACUCGGCCGAAGUUCACUCUGAAUUACUCACAAGUGAUAUCAUUCAUUAUGUUACAAUGGAAUUUGGUUUCAACGCAACCUCUAAAGUUAGAUCCUCUAGAGGUAUCACUGUUUCUGCUCAUUAUGGUAAUAUCACUGAAGAGAAUGGUCUCAUUCAAAUGGCUGGCGUGACCUCUGAUAAAUCAAUUACAUCAGUAUUAAAAUAUGAUGAUAAAUUAAAACCAAAAUCAAAAGCUUAUAUUCAAUUUGCAAUGAUAUAUACAAAUAUUAAAGGUGAAACUAGAAUUAGAAUUCAUAAUUUAAGAUUAUCAGUUGAUUCAGUUUUAACAAAUUUAUUUAAAGAUUCAGAUUUAGAUUCAAUUACAACCUAUUUUGCAAGAGUAGCAAGUAAAGAGGUAUUGACAACUACACCAACUACAGUUCGUUCAAAUACAGUUGAUAAAGGUGUUGAUUUAUUAGCAUCCUAUAGAAAGAAUUGUGCAUCCGAUAAGAAGGCAACUCAAUUGAUCUUACCAGAGGGUAUUAAAUUGAUGCCAAUCUAUAUAUUGUCAAUGAUGAAAACACCAUGUUUCCGUCUUUCACCAGAUAUCAGUCAAGAUUUGCGUUAUUUCUAUUUGAAUUUAUACACUUCAUCAGCACCUUCAAGAAUUAUACCAUUGAUUUAUCCACGUACCUAUCCAAUUCAUAAUUUAUUACCUGGCGAUGGUUAUAAACAUCCAAACUAUGAUCACAUUGUAUUACCAUCAUUCAUUAGAUUAUCGGCCGAUCAAAUCUCUCAAAAUGGUAUUUACAUUCAUGAAGAUGGUAGACAAAUUAUGGUUUGGAUUCAACAAUUUGCUGCUACCAAUUAUCUUCGUGAUCUUUUCGGUAUCGAGAGUACCUUUGGUUAUACCAAUAGUAAAUUAUCACAACUCUAUCAUUCUUUAAAUGGUCAAAACGAAUAUCAUCAACGUAUUGAAGCUAUCAUCGCUUCAAUCACUCAACUUCGUGGUUACAAAGAUAGACCUGUCAUUUUCGUCGUUCAAGGUGAUCCUGUUGAUGCUCAUCUUAGAUUACAAUUCCAUGAAGACAAAGGUGUUGAUUCUGUCUCUUACAUUGAUUUCCUUUGUCAAAUUCAUAAACAAAUUCAAAAUAAAUUAUCGUAA
Molecule: messenger RNA, 3402 nt
Organism: Dictyostelium discoideum AX4
Lineage: Eukaryota; Evosea; Eumycetozoa; Dictyosteliales; Dictyosteliaceae
Gene: sec24l
Exons: 2
Coding region: 1-3402 (1133 amino acids)
Biological process (GO): endoplasmic reticulum to Golgi vesicle-mediated transport; intracellular protein transport
Cellular component (GO): COPII vesicle coat
Molecular function (GO): zinc ion binding
Source: RefSeq, a predicted model, not a curated record